AUGGAAUUCUACUGGCUGGUGGUGAGUAGUCUGCUGCUGCUAGUAGUAACCGAAACAGAGGUCUCAGGUGCAUACUUCGACGCGGCGAGUACGUACUGUGCCAUCCCGCUAGACGUGGUGGAUGGAAAGAAUGUCGUCCCGGCGGAUUUGCAAGCCACCUGCAACCGAAAGCGGCAGGAAGGUGAGGAAAAUAUCAAACAAGCGGUUGAAGCUAUCCGUGCCCACAUUAUGAAGCAGGCAGCUGCAACGGAUCCGAUAUGGGACGAGGUGAAAAAGUUCACCGCCAACAUACCAAAUCUGCUAAAGACGUCCAAGCUGAAGGAUAGUCAACAGGAGAUGGAUGAGUUGCGUACACGUGUGCUAGUGGCAGCGAUAGAGGCGGGCCGUACAUCGGAAGCUCUUACGCAGUAUCUCAUUCUCGGUGCGUGGGAUCAGUGGCAAACUAUAGUGGAUCGGAUCUAUCAAAAUAAGCGCCGUCACCCAAAACAUAUCGAGAAUCUUCUCAGUUUCAUUCGGACACUUCCCGCGAGAGAGGAACGUCUCGAGUUUUAUCACUACCUAAAGAAGCACAUGGUCGAGAAGAAGGACUACGGGUCGUACCUGGGUGCGAUGUUUGCGCAAGAUGCCAGCCAUGUGGUGUUCGAUGCGGACGGUAAAACACCUCUGAACGAGAACGAUGUAGCGGCACUGUACACCACAAUGAUCGACGGUGCGGCGGAACACUUCCGUACAGCGCUAUUGACCGGUGCCGAACGGUUAGAUCUCUUCGAGCUGGAACGUUACUAUCCCAAUUUGUUUGAUUUUAUGUUCGAGCCGAUCUUCAACGUGACGGCGCAAGAAAUGCGCAAAUUUAACUCGUGGAGGAUGAUGGAGGCACUGUGCACGAUGGAGCGUCCGAUGGUGAAGGCUCGCAUGUUUCAGAAAACUAUAAACCUUUUGGUAAAACACUUCCAAUGGGUGAAAGAGAACGAAUUUUAUGCACCGAUGCUGGCCGGGUACUUUGAGGCUUGUGUGCCACAUAUCCUAAAAGUACCGGCCACCAAAAACAUAGUCACCGACGUGCAAAACACAUUCAGCAAGUUUGGCAAGAAUAUGAACUACCAAAAAUUCACGAAAGUUAUUGGUAAGAAUGUGUAUGCCUAUGCGGGAUAG
This is a messenger RNA of Anopheles marshallii, 1152 nucleotides long. RefSeq lists its product as uncharacterized. The coding region runs from base 1 to 1152 and encodes 383 amino acids. The record is from RefSeq and is a predicted model, not a curated record. NCBI's taxonomy places the organism in Eukaryota, Metazoa, Arthropoda, Insecta, Diptera, Culicidae. The transcript has a single exon.